Ostrea edulis (European flat oyster) is the source of this 6763-nucleotide messenger RNA. RefSeq names its product WD repeat-containing protein 17-like. The record is from RefSeq and is a predicted model, not a curated record. The coding region runs from base 212 to 3985 and encodes 1257 amino acids. The transcript has 27 exons. Lineage: Eukaryota; Metazoa; Mollusca; Bivalvia; Ostreida; Ostreidae. Gene Ontology annotation, molecular function: protein binding.
GAAAACAAUGGUGAGACAGGUGGGUCUGUUACCAGCAGGUUGCCAGCCCUGGAACAAUGAUGUGGUGGCAACUAGUGGAGACCGCUUUGUGUACUGUGCCACACUGGCCAUGUACAUUUAUGAGAAUGACGCUCUGUUAUUGGAUGAAACGAGUCAUGUGACUGCCGUCUAAAUUUCUUAAGAUGGUGAGUAACAAAAUUUAGACGGCAACAUGGCGGCCGUUACAUCGUACCAAUUGCUCUGUUACCAUAAAUUAAAACUGGAUAGAAAAUUCAGUGAGUUCAGGUUGAUUUCCAUCAUGUCGGAACACACAAAGACAAUAAACUGCAUCAAAUUUCACCCAACAAAUCCAGACCUAAUUGUUACAACUGGAUCAGAUAAACAGGUCAUUGUCUGGAAUAUAGCAAAACAGCAGGUGAUAUCAAAGCUUGAAGUGGUCACUAGAGAGGCACCAAAAGCUGUAGGCUGGACAACUGUGAAAUAUACUGAUGCUGUGUGUUUUAUCCAGGGAACUGGGCCUCUUAAUGUAUGGACCUAUCAGAAUGGACAAAAACUCCAAACGUUUAAAGAGGCAUCUGGAUUCAGUUCACAUAUAUGUCAAUUUAGAUGGCAUCCAAAAAAUCCCAACAGAAUCGCUUUUGGUCAUAUGGAUGGGAGUAUAUCAAUAUGCAAUAUAGGGGGGAAAAGUCGGAAGGAGAUCUGUCGACCUGAGAGUAUGGAGGAAGAUGACGAUGAUCCAGUGACUGCCCUAGAGUGGGAUCCCUUGUCAGCGGACUACCUGAUCAUGACAAACACAUUUCAUCCUGUUCGCCUCAUAGACAUUGAGUCUGGGACAGUUAUUACAGAGUUCAAAUUACCUAGUGCUGCUGCCAAUGUCCACACCCUGGCCUGGAUAUCUGGAGCUCCAGGGAUGUUUGUAACUGGAGAUGUUAAAAGUGGAAUUCUGAGGAUAUGGAAUGUGUCAAAACCAACUCCAAUUGAGAACAUAAGAAUUAAAAAGACUGGGAUACAUGCACUUCAGACAAUAAGUAUUGAGCGUCAGUUAAAGAAAAAAGAUGCGAGGGAUCGCCAGGUGUCUUCCACUAGCCCUGCGCUGGCCCCUGCCAGCACAACAAGCUCACACUUUGCUCUCCCUCCAGCCAAAGUGGUGUGCACCUUCUUAGAUGGGGGAAUUGGACUUUAUGAUUUAGGUGGAAGGAAAUGGGAUUUCCUUAGAGAACAGGGACAUAUAGAAACAAUAUUUGAUUGCAAGUUCUGUCCAUACAACAGAGAUAUACUGGCUACUGGUAGCUUUGAUGGAACUAUCAAACUCUGGGAUAUUAAUUCUAUGACUCCAAUAGAUAGCUCUCCAGGAAAUGAAGGUGUGGUCUACGCCCUGUCUUGGGCUCCUGGAGAUUUGAAUUGUAUAUUAGCCAGUACGUCUAAACAGGGCAUGUUCAUAUGGGAUAUCGGAAAAGGAAGAAUCAUAGAGAGAUUUAGAGAUACCAAUAAAUCAGCAGUAUUUUGUGUUGCAUGGAAUCAGAAAGACUCCAAGCGCAUAAUGUCAGCAGGUGCUGAUGGAUACUGCAUAAUAAGACUAGUGAAUGGAGAGAUCGUUCAGAAGUAUCGUCACCCAGGAGCGGUAUACGGGUGUGACUGGAGCCCCGACAACAAGGAUAUGUUGGCUACUGCUUGUGAAGAUAAACUAGUGCGGAUUUAUUAUUUAGCUACUGUUGCAGAUCAGCCAUUAAAGAUAUUCUCAGGUCAUACUGCUAAAGUGUUCCACAUCAAAUGGUCCCCACUAAAAGAAGGCAUGCUGGCCAGUGGGUCAGAUGACUGCACAAUACAUGUAUGGGAUUACUCCCAGGAAUCCUGCUACCAAGUACUUCGAGGACAUGAGGGGCCUGUGAGAGGGAUCAUGUGGAACUGGGAGAUCCCUUAUCUACUAGUGUCUGGGAGCUGGGAUUACAAAAUCAGAAUCUGGGACAUUAGGGAUGGAGCUUGUGUGGAGACUUUGUUAGACCAUGGUGCUGAUGUCUAUGGCUUAACUAGUCACCCUGAAAGACCGUUUUUGAUGGCUUCUUCUUCCCGGGAUUCCACUGUCAGAAUGUGGUCAUUGAAUUCUCUUGUGCAGCCUAUAGAACUUAACGUUCUGGCCGGGAAACCAUGGACAAGUGUUCUAGGAUCAACAGACUCUGCUAUGGCAAUAGGAAAUCCACCUCUGUUAUGUGGGAAAGGCAGCAAAGAUUUAAAGGCUGAGAUGGAAGCAGGACUUCCGAGCAAUAACAGAGACAAGCUUAUCAAAAUGUGUUCAAAAUUCUUUAGUCCACCAACAGGGGCAGACAACCUCUGGGAGCUGGUGUCUGUGGUGAAGGGGCUGGAUGAUUCUCUGUUGUCUCAGAAGUACAAGAGAGGCAUCAUGCAUGUCAAGCAUUUGUCUAAAUUCAAAACAUCAGAGGCUCAAGAGCAAGAAAUGGUGAAAAUGUCAUCAUUUGGUGGGGGCAUAGGAAGUUUGUCUCGAGAGGGCAGGCUUCGUGAAGCUGCUAAAAUUUACAUCCAAUUGGGAAAUCUUCAGAGAUACUGUGAACUAAUGGUGGAGCUUGGAGAGUGGGAGAGGGCCAUUGCAGUUGCUCCAGGCGUUUCAAUGGAUUACUGGAAAUCUCUUACGAAAAGAUAUGCACAGUAUUUAUCUAAAGAAGAUGAUGAGAGUCUCAUCCCAUUUUGUACAGCUGUUGGUGAUCCAGAGACUCUCAUAGAAUUCUCUUGCUCCAGAGGACAACUAUCUCAUGCUGUGUUAACAGCUCAAGUUGCCUGUGAGGGGGUGUUUGAUGAAAUGUCACAAACAUAUGCUUCUAAGGGAUUGUGCAAUGGAGUAGAACCAAAUAAGUCUUACCAAAAAUCAUUGACCAAUACGGUCCAGAAAUUAGCAGACUGGUAUUUUUACAAUGGGUCUCCUGUUCUGGCUGCUUGUUGUCAUCUUUCUGUUGAUGAUUGUCAGCAAGCAGUUCAGCGCCUUAUUCAGGGCCAUGAGUUGGAGUUAGCAGCGUCAGUCGGUGUUGUCCUGGGUAAUGUGCCAGAGCAGACUUUCCAAGCACUGGAAUAUUUGUCUCGGAGAUGUGAGCAUUUGGGAAAAUGGGACUUAGCUGUAGACCUCCUGAAGUUAAUCCCGGACAACAGAGACCUGAUGAUUAGAUGUUGUGCCAAGUGUGCUGCUAGUUCUGAUGAAAUUAAUUACCUCCAUAGAAAGGCUGAUCUUCCACCCCUUGACAAAUGUUUGCAUGAAGCAGAAACUUUGAAAAAUCAAAUAAAGCCGGUUGACUGUGUCAGAUACUAUGUAGUGUCAUCGUCCCCAGAAGUGGGUCUGGAUAUAGGAUUAGAAUACAUCAAAGCUUCCAUGUCUAAAAACAGAUGGUCGGUGGAUGAUAUCUUCCCAAUACUGCAGUUUAUGGGCUCCAUUCGAGCAGACAAACUACAGCAACACAAGUUAGAUAGACAAAGAAUGGAAUUGAUGUGCCUGUGUGCCUAUGUUGGGGCCCUGAGGGCCAUUAGACUGGGCUAUGAUGAGAUAGUAAGACCAUUGUUCAAACAUGCCAGGGACAUCAUUAGCAAAGCAGGCUUGUGUCUUCCAGUAACAGAUGAAGUCAUAAAUAAAGAAAUGUUGGCUUGGGACACCAUAUGUAUGGCCAGGACUAACUGUUACCCAGGUCCACUAGAGUUAUCUCGGGUGACAGCUUCACCAGAUGUUAUGCAGAGAUAUGAAGAGUUGAUUCGUAAAGCAGGGGGAGACAAUCACCCCGACCGAGUAGGCCAGGAUUGCGCCUCAAAUUCACAUCUUCCUUCGCACUCAGAUGUUCACGUGUCUUGUGUGUCCCAACAAAGAGUGCAGGGAUUGGCAUAUUUUUUAGAAGAUGGAAAAUCUGCAAUUUCACCAAAUGAAGCACUAAUGUGGGCUAAAGUCAAUCCCUUUUCUCCUCUGGCGUCUGGGCUGAGAAUUAAUCCAUUUUAGAUAAUAGGGACACUGCUGUUGAAAUUACUGUCAGCAUACUGAACUUGUGCAAAUGUUGCAGAUCACUGCACAAGUCAAAUUUGUUUGCAUAUCAACAGGUGGUAUAUUUUUAAAGGGUUUAACAGGUGGUAUUUUUAAAGGGUUUAACAAGUGGUAUUUUUAAAGGGUUUGAUAUUAAGGAUGGUCACUUGAUACAGAUAAUAAUUUUUAAGGAUUUUCACAGGGUACAAAUUAACAAAAAUGUGUACACAACAGUCACAUGCACUGUAUAUUUAUUUACGUAAAAUCAAAUUUUACAUUGUUUUAAAAUCUUGUCACUCGUUAUAUAGAAAUGCAAACACAAAAUUCAGCAACAAUCUAGUAAGAGUAUUACCAGUCUGUGUAAUGAACCACAAGCCCAAUGACCCUGGCUACCAGAUAUUUUGUUUGGCUCAUGAAUUUCCUAAAGAAAAGUAUAUGUUGAGUUGGUGGAACCUGUUUAUGGGUUAAUGAAGUAUUAGGGCUGUACAGAAAUUAUUGAGACAUUUGAUUUAACUCCUUAAACGAGAACAAUGCAUGAAAAUUCACAAAACUUUAAUCAAGAAUUUUUCUGUCAAAUAUACCAAAUUUCUAAUUGAUUGCAUUAAAAGAAAGGUGAUGUUUCAAAUACAAAAUUGUAUGUCAUUUGACCUGAAGCAGUUAACAUACAUUUUUUGACGUCAUUUUAAUGUAACUUUAACUUUAUUUAUUUUUCGCUCGCAAUGAAUACUCUGUUUAAACGGACGCAUUUCUCAUGCUAACUACUUUUCAUAUACAUUUUUGCACCAAUUUGCUAUCCAGGGUUCCAACAGCAUUUAAAGUAGCUUGUUCUCAUUCUUUGAUGUCAUAGAAUUUGAUGCUGUACAACUCUGAUUGAUUCUCAGAAGGAAAUUCUGACGCGCGUCAUUCCUCGUGAUUAUUGACGACCGUCCAGCUCCUUUGUUUUUACUCUAGUUUAAUAGUUUGUCAGUAAAUUGUUUAUGCCAGUGAUAAACUAAAGCCCUCAACACUUUUCAUUCACACUGUGUGUUUUAGCAAUUCUUUAGUCUUAAUGGAAGUCCUACCAAGCUCCAAACAGAAUUUGAAUAUGACUGCUUCUCUGCAUUGACAUCGAAAUUAAUUGUCCCAUUGUAAAUAUACAUUUAUUCUGAUAGCUUGAUAGCAAAUGUAAAUGAUUUUUGUAAUUGUCAUUGAAAUUCUACCAAAUUUUCAUGAAAUCACUUCUCUAUGAUAUUGAAAAUUAUGUAUCAAAUUUGAAUUCUAUUCUCUCUUUUUCUGGAUAUAUUGAUACUUGCUACCUAGCUUGUAUUGAUUUCCAUCAUCUUGUUUCACGACUGCUCCAGGUAACCUUACCUUCUACACAUAAAUAUUCUGUUUUGAAAAAAUUAUAAAGCAUAGAAUAAUAAACAUUAGAGAAAACACAGGAAAAAGUACAAAUAUAUUUAACAUCAAUAUGACAUGGUAAAAAAAGAAAAGCACAGAUUUAAUACAGAAAAUUAGCGGUUUAGGAUUAUAAUUGUUCAUGAGUAGCAAUGAUAUAUAAAAUUUAUGUUGCAUUCCCUCAUGUAUAAUUAUUUUAUUUAAAUGCUGAAGCUGAAUUGAUUUAACUCACACCAGUGGUAAACUCGUGGCACAAAGAUUAUAUCUAGUGAUUUUGAGGUCAAAAGGUUUUAAAAAAAAAAGAUUGGGGGCUUCAACCGAUUUUCCUCUUCAUGGGGGGGGGGGGUGGGGGGGGGGGUAUUACUUCCAUUCAGACAACUCUAGUUGUUACAGGAUUUUGAGCAUGCUAUGAUUAUUAGUCCUAGAUAAGGAAAAUCAUUAAAGGACAUACAUGUAUUACUCAAACUGCCUGUGAUACUUGCAUUUUGUACAAUUUGUCUUUAAUUAUGUAUUUUAUCAAUGUGUGUUUGCAUAUCUAGACAUUACUAUCGAACACAGUACAUCAAGAAUGUACGAAGUUAUAUUUGUUUGUUCAUGUCUGCAGUUCUUUUGGUGAUGAUCUCAAAAAGUCUUGUGAUGACAGUACAUUUAAUCAGUAUCCAUAUAUUAGGUGCAUAAUAUAUUUAUUUCUAUAUAGGAUAUUCAGAUUAGAGUACUUAGCUUUACUCAUAAUCAACACGUGUAUUUCUGAUACAUUAUGCAUGUUGUUUAUCAAUAUACGUGUACAAAAACAUAUAUUGUGAUUUUCAUAUGCCUAAUUUAGCAGCAAAUGCUGUACAUCUACUUGCAUAUUAUAUUAAUACACAUUGUGCUGGCAUACCCAUGACUGCAGUACCACAUGACAUACUUUCUGUUUCAAAGCAGACUUGAUUUGGAACAAUCAAUGAUGCAAAUCUGAAUAUAUCACUCAAAAUUUACCAGUGGCAUUGACCUGGACAGUAGGUACUAUUGCAGUAAAUGUAGUACAAUGUUUUCACAAAUGUCCAGUUUUGUGGUUGGGAAGUUUGAACAGAUGAUUUUUAUACGUUGUUAGUGUUCUGUGUUCUUAGUUUAUUGUUACCUGUGAGAAAUAUCUGUUUUACUUUAAUAGCUUUUGCUGUUGCACUUGCUUUUUAUGUGCCAAUGUUCAUUGGUGUUCAACGUUUGAGGAGAUGUUUUCACUUCUUGCUAGUUUUAUAUACAUUAGUAUUCAUAUCUGCAAAGACCAGUCGUUCCAGUGGUGUUCUUUACUGAUAACAUUGUGACACACAAUUAUAUAUGCCGUCCAUGUUGUUUACAGUCUACUUUCAUUAUGUUACAUUAUUAAAUACAGUAAUCGGA